Messenger RNA from Arvicanthis niloticus (Nile rat), 3213 nucleotides. RefSeq names its product CUE domain containing 1 (gene Cuedc1). The record is from RefSeq and is a predicted model, not a curated record. Gene Ontology annotation, molecular function: ubiquitin binding. Lineage: Eukaryota; Metazoa; Chordata; Mammalia; Rodentia; Muridae.
GGCAGCUUCGCAGGGACAGCUGCAUUUCUCGCCGCCCGCCGCUAGGAAGCCGGCCUCGCCUCGCUUUCUCCGCCUCCCGGCGCCCAGCCGCGCCGCCGCGCCACCGAGCCGGGCCCGCCGCCGCCGCGGGACCGCGCCCCUCCCCCGCCGCCCGGCCCCAGCGGCCCCGCGGGAGCGGACGCGCGUGCGGUGCUCGGUGACACGAUCGAUCAGUCCUCAGUCUGUUGCAACCCCUUGUGUCAGGAUGACUCGAGGAUGUGGAUGAUCUGCAAUCCAUCUAAAGCCUGGCCCAGGUCCGCAUGCUGCCACCACCCUGGUCCCUGUCGCCUAGCCCGGGCCAUGCAUUCCCGCCAGGAGGAAGUACAGGAGUGAGUCUUCUGAGCCUGCGGAGCAAGCAAGUGACCGACGACGGAGGGACCCCGGGCCAGCGGCUUCUCGGUUUGUUGGAAACAUUCUUCCGCAGCGGCUCCGCAAGAUGACCAGCCUGUUUCGCAGGAGCAGCAGCGGCAGUGGCGGUGGCGGGGCCACAGGGGCUCGCGGUGCCGGGACAGGGGCUGGAGAUGGCAGCACUGCCCCUCAGGAGCUCAACAACAGCCGGCCGGCCCGCCAGGUGCGCCGCCUCGAGUUCAACCAGGCCAUGGACGACUUCAAAACUAUGUUUCCUAACAUGGAUUACGACAUCAUUGAGUGCGUGCUGCGUGCCAACAGCGGUGCAGUGGACGCCACCAUAGACCAGCUGUUACAGAUGAACCUGGAGGCAGGCGGUGGCAGCGCCUACGAGGACAGCUCGGACUCGGAGGACAGCAUCCCACCAGAGAUCUUGGAAAGGACUCUAGAGCCUGAUAGCUCUGAGGAAGAGCCCCCGCCUGUGUAUUCACCGCCAGCGUACCACAUGCACAUGUUCGACAGGCCUUACCUGAUGGCUCCUCCAACUCCACCUCCCCGGAUUGAUGUCCUGGGCUCCGGACAACCUGCAAACCAGAGGCGCUACCGAAACUGGAACCCACCCCUGCUGGGCAACCUCCCAGAUGACUUCCUCCGAAUCCUGCCCCAGCAGAUGGACAGCAUUCAGGGUCACCCCGGGGGCUCCAAGCCUAUGAGUGGAGAGGGAGGCCCACCUUCAGCGCCAGGGUCUAUGGCCUGUGACCAAGACAGCCGCUGGAAACAGUACCUAGAAGAUGAGAGAAUUGCCCUCUUCCUGCAGAAUGAGGAAUUCAUGAAAGAGCUGCAGCGAAACCGGGACUUCCUCCUCGCCCUGGAGAGAGAUCGAUUGAAAUAUGAAUCCCAGAAAUCCAAAUCUAGCAAUGUGGCUGUUGGAAAUGACGUUGGCAUUACCUCCUCUGUCCCAGGAACCAGUGAUACCAACCCCACUGUGUCAGAAGAUGCCUUAUUCAGGGACAAGUUGAAACACAUGGGAAAAUCCACGCGCAGGAAGCUGUUUGAACUCGCCCGAGCCUUCUCUGAGAAGACCAAAAUGAGGAAGUCAAAGAAGAAACAUUUGCCGAAGCUUCAGUCGCUGGGGGCCGCUGCAUCCACAGCCAACCUCCUGGAUGACAUAGAGGGCCAUGCUUAUGAGGAAGACUUCCGCGGAAGGCAGCAGGAGGUGCCUAAGGUGGAAGAGGUCCUAAGAGAAGCACAGUAAGAGGUGCCAGCAGCUUCACCUUGCCAGAGAAGCUCUGACUGGGUUGAGGCAACCAGAGAGCAGCACCAGGGCCCUCCAGUUGCAGCCCAGACAGAUGGUGCUUGCACGCCAAGGCUCAGGCUUCUUCCGCCACAGUCCAGCCCAGCCACUGCCGCGUUCCACGGGACUUAGAAUUUUCAGAGCUGCUUGUGAUUGGAGGAGGGGCCUGGAGCCUUCGAGACAGCAGCCAGCCAGCCACAAUUCCUAUUUGUAGUCUGGCUCCUCUAUAGGGGAUGAGCAGAAAUGCAGGAACUACGUCUCCUCCGCCGCCCCCCCCCCCGCCCCCAAAUAAAGAAAGAAAAGAAAAGAAAGAAGAAAGAGAAGAAAAAGAAGAAAGAUUCCAAGGUUGCAGUUUAGGAACUGGCAAAAUGACCAAUGUGGAGGUUCGUUGGGCCUGGAGAGAGUUCUGUCUGCUUCUUUCCGCUCUCUCCUGACCUGCCACAGUAGGUCUGAUCUACACCCUCCUCCAACCCCCUGUGAUCUUUUCCCCCCAAAGGUCUCCUGCACCUCAGCCUUGCCGGGGACUGCUGACUCUUGGCUCCAACCCUGCACGGAACUCUGGACACUUUGGUCCUGUCGGGUCCAGCUUAUAGGGCUGCUUUUAUUAAGGGCUGGCUGUCACCUCCAGCAGCCUCCACUUGACCCAGCAGGGAUGGGGAGGGUGACCCCGGAGCUGGAGGAUUCUGUAUAAGCAGAGUCUUUAGUUUUGGCUGAACACAGAAGCUGGUUCUAAAUUUACAUCACAGUGGAGUACCUCAGGGGCUGGACCUAUCCUGCCGUUUUGUAAGAUGGGGAGGUGCUGGAGGUUCACAGUGGGGUGACCCCAAAUUAGAAGGUGCCGGCUGAAGUGUAAGUUGCAGAGGCUGCUAGUCUAGGCCAGGGGAAUCGGGCGGCAAGCACCUAGAACAAGAACUUGCCGGGUGCCUCGAGUGGAGAAACCAGAGGUGAUUUAAGGAACCGCCACCAACCACUGCCACUGGACAGAGGCCGCAUCUGCGUCCCGCUGGUCCCAUGACCUGGCAACGCACUGACCUUAGAGAGAUCUGGGAAGCCUGGACAGGAGCGGGGGUCCUGGUUGACCAUGGGAUCCGAUGCUUGGGUGGUGGGGGCUGCUAAGGACUGGCAGAAAAUGGGAGCCUGGUGGGAAUGGGACCGCAAUCGCCUCAACUCCUGCGGGUCAGUCGAGCUUCCCCGGGCUCGGAUGAGCAGUGCAAAUAGACACUGGCCACGUCUGGAGGCGUGCGCAGCCAGUCCGGGUCCGGGUAGGGGUAGGGGUGGGGACCAUGUUGGCUCCGAGCCAGGCCGGUGACCCCUGGAGAGAAAGCUUCCCACCUCCAGGAGUCCCGGGAGGCUAAACUGAGCUCCAGACGUGUCUGGGCCCUCCCUGCUCCAAGGCGGGGCGCACUUGGGGAAGCCCUAAGUUUGUGUGUGUCACUUUGUUAUUUUUUCCCUCCAGUGUGUGUUUUUUUUUUUUUUCCCCUUGGAGCUGUUUCAUAGGAAUUCCGGUAAUAAAGACUUGGUGUUCUCUUGGU